This is a messenger RNA of Ornithodoros turicata, 2396 nucleotides long. Its product is annotated as endothelin-converting enzyme 2-like. The coding region runs from base 120 to 2264 and encodes 714 amino acids. The record is from RefSeq and is a predicted model, not a curated record. The transcript has 2 exons. Gene Ontology annotation, molecular function: metalloendopeptidase activity. Lineage: Eukaryota; Metazoa; Arthropoda; Arachnida; Ixodida; Argasidae. Gene Ontology annotation, cellular component: plasma membrane. Gene Ontology annotation, biological process: protein processing.
AGUUAUGACGUUGAGGCUUCGAAAGGUCACGAAAUGAAACGAACAGGAAAAAGAAGAAGCAGGAAAUUUCCGCGUGCUCAGACAUAGAAGAGGAUCUACGCGCUGUUUGUUCAUGAGCCAUGGAGAGCAGAAGGAGUACCCUAAGGGAUAUCUGGACUGAUUCCCUCUUUGAGAGGUGCGGGAGUGUAACAAGUCCUGAGUCGAAACCACUGCCGAAGCGGAAACGGCGCCAAAGACUCUCCACAACCGCUCUCCAAGAAGCACUAUCAUCCUAUACUCCACAGCCCGAGUCGGAGCGCACAAUAAGGCAGAAAUGGAAAUGGGUAAUCAUCUCCGGCGUGGCUUUCAUCACGGUCAGCACCAUUCUAGGCUCCUUCAUUUUUCUUCGAGCCAGGAAAUCGGCCAGGAAAGGCGAAUAUUCCGUCUGCCGAACGCGCCCUUGCAGACUUUACGCAACCCUGCUCGGCAUGUCCAUCAACACGAAUCGGGACCCUUGCGAGAACUUCUACAGCUACGUCUGCGACGGGUGGGACCGCAAGCAGAAGGAAUCAGUCUACUGGACCCACGUGAUGGAUUACAGCGGCCAGCUAAGUGACAGCCUUACUGACUCAACCGUUCCUCCUUUCAAUCAGAGUGCCGUCGAAAAAGCCAUGAAGCUCUACAUGUCGUGUCGAAGAGCAAGCGCCGGCGGUCCAGGUGAAAGAGACGAGUUUCGUAAGCUGUGGAGUGACUGUGAAAUUUAUUGGCCGAGACCUACAGAAAAUGCGAACAUAUUUAAGACUCUGAUUUUGCUCUACAACACCUUUCAACAGGAGAACGUUCUAAAUUUCAAAAUUCCUCGCCCAGAAGGCAGCCCCUAUUUGUACAUAUUUUUGGGAAACCAGCUGUCAGUUUUGUACAACAUGAGCGUUCGUAUCAAAGCUGCAGCCGGCUACCAAGAUUAUUACGAGAGUGUACAGAGAAUGCUGAAAACUGGUGGAACCAAGGAAACCGAGUUACUGCCGUACAGAGAAUUUGUAAAAAUCGAAAGCUUCAUUCAAAAUGCUAUGGUUGUCACUCUAAACAAGACCACCAUGAGAGCCACGCCAAUGAAUCUUAGUGAACUUGCACAGCUUACUCCUAACAUAUCGGCCGACCGAUGGCUAGAAUCGUUGGCCUUCUUGGACCUUCCAGACAGUUCACCUAUCACCAUCGAAAGCGAAGCCUACAUACGGGCAUUCGACCGUAUUUUUAAAGAAGUCGGUGAAAAGGAACUUCAUCGUUACGUCGGCUGGGUUAACAUCCAACAGAUGGCGCCAUUCAUUAACCGCGACCUCCAGCUCGCUGCCGGCGAGAUCGUGACACGCCCUUCAAGGGUUGCACUGGCUUCUUGUAUGUACCGCACAGAGAUAUUCAUGGGAUGGGCCAUGUAUGCGAGGGUAGCCGCAGACACAUUCACCAGUGCAUCUAAGGCAGACCUGCACAGUCUCGUAAAGAACAUUGCAGAUACCACCACAGAACAGGUGAUACUCCCUGGGUUUCGCAUUAAGAAGGCUCUCCUGAAAUCUACUCUCAAGACAUGGCGCUUUGAUCUAAUGAAAUAUCCCGACAGAUUUCCGACACUGAAGAGCCUCGAUAUCAUGUUCGCGAACAUGUCCGACAUGGGAGACAGUCUCAUGAAGAACUGGGUCAACGCUGUUGCAAGCCUGGCACGCAUCAACCACACAACGCUCGCCCUGGGCGCACCUCACUUCGUUGGCCAGGUUAUAAACAGCGAAUAUUUUGACUUCCAUAAUGUUGAAGAAGGAACGUACGCGUUACCACCAACGGCAGUCGUCAUGCCGCUGUACGAGUACGGCAUCAGUGAAGCAGUGAAGUACGGAGGGCUCGGCCUACUGCUUGCGAAGAGCGCGCUCGCCAUUGUGCGCUACCAUGUCCCGACUUUCGCAAACCUUUCCUCGGACUGUUUCGAAGAGUCUUUCGAAGGCACUCCGUUCAAGGACGACAGUAUUCUGGAAACUGCAAUUUCCUUAAGUAUUGCUUGGAUAGCGUUUUCUAGGCGUUCGUCUACUGAAGUACGACUCCAAUUUCUGAGAACGGUGACGGACAAGCAGAUAUUCUUCAUAGCCACUUGUUAUCUUCUUUGUGGACAAGAAGAACGAAAAUUAUUCGUGCGAAUGUGCAAUGAGCCCCUCAAGCACAAUGCCGAGUUCUCAGAAGCAUUUGCGUGCGAUCAUCACAGCCCUAUGAACAAGGGAAGAAAGUGCGAGUUCUUCGCAGCGUAAAUAUAUCAUUAUUUAUUUUGCGUAAGUUGUCUGGCGCACAUUGAUGUACUGAUCCGAAGCUUGCUGCUAUUGUGUGUAACGAUGUUUUGUGAAAGCUUAUGUGAACGAAUACGAGAUAUUGAAAAAAAAAAA